GUACGAUGUAGCCAUAUUCAGAAGACAGAUCAACAACAUUUCAGUUUCUAAGCAGUCAUGACAGGCACAGUUUUUACCGCUUUAAAGAAGUCACUGAGUCGAAUCAAAGUAUUAGGAACAGUGAAGACUGUUGUACACAAGUGUGGAGCUGUAACAGUUUGGCUUGCGAAGUAUGGAUGUAUUGCCUGCUGCAUUUCACAGUACGGUGUUCAACUGACAUUGUGUGAAGGACAUUCCAUGGAGCCCUAUAUAACGAAUGGCGAUAUUUUUCUGGCAGAAAGAUAUAGUGUCUACACAUACAGAUUGAAAGUUGGGGACGUGGUGGGCGCAAGAAGUCAUAAGGACCCACAUAUGUAUAUAUGCAAAAGAAUCAUUGCCAUGGAGGGGGAUACAGUCUUCAACAACAUCACUAAAGAACAUAUUCAGGUACCCAGAGGACAUGUUUGGUUAGAGGGAGAUAACAAGGACAACUCUAUUGACUCAAGGGAUCAUGGUGCUCUCCCCUAUGCAUUAAUACAGAGCAGGCUUUUGUAUAAGAUUCUUUCAGCAAGAGGCAAUGGAUGAUGGAACAUGCUAAAGCAGAUCUUUUAUUUCAUCAAAGCAUAUCGCUCCACUAUUUCUCAGGAUUGAAAAGACACCUAGGAAUCAUUCUUAGAACAUAUAGUUGUGGCGCAAUAUGUUAAUAAUAUGUUGUUCACUUAUUAUGAAUAAUGUAUUGGACAUACUGAUGUAUACCCCAUAAAUUAAAUAUGUAGGGGUAUACUGGAAUAAACCUGUUGGUUAGAUUUGUUGGUAGUUUGGUGGGUUGGUGUAUCACUCUGCGUAUACAUACUUUGUGUGGAGAACUAGUCUCCCAGCCCUGGAACUAAGGCAUAUUUUGGAUAUGUUACAACAUUUUUCAUGUGCUUUUGUUGUUUGACACUUGUCUCUAAGUUUUCUUUGUAUCACCAUGCACCUUAAUAGAUAUGUUGUUUAUAUUACUUAGAAGUGCAAUAAGAAUUGUUGUGUAGUUUGUGAAAAUCUGCAGAGUAAUGUGCCCUGGAACUAACGAGAAAUGAUAAGCUUACAUAACUGUACAUGUACAUUUGUACUCCUGAACGUGUCUCUAAGUGUUCUGUGUAUCCACAUCAAACUUGAUAGAUAUUAUGUUUAUACAUGUACUUAUGUAAGAUGUUAUUUUGCGUAUGUUGCCAUAUUCUUUUUGUAAGUAUGUGCCCGUAUCAAAAUGAGACUUUAAAAAUAUAUUGUUUAUUUAAUGAAGAGGUUCAAAUCACCAAUUCACGCUACCGUGUAUUUUGUUUGCAGACUUAUGUGCCCUUGAACUUAGGGUCAAUUUCAAUAAGUCAAGGUUUAAGUUUUUCCUCUCAGUGUGCGAUAGAUAUGAAGUAGAGAACCACACAUGUUUUGGAUGAAUUUUACCAAUAUUUAUCUUCAGUGACUGUUCUAAAUGUUCCUUAAGACACGUGUGAUUGUAUAUUGUGAAUGAAAUUCCGAUGUAUAGCGAUUUAUUAUAUGAUGUGAAAUUUUCAGCACAAGUUGAUUUUGUUGUUUACAUGUAAUAAUUAAGCGAUAAAUCUGGUUGCAGAUAUUAAUGUGUAAGAGUAUUACUUAAUUAAAUAGCUAAAUGUAGUAUUUUGUAAUUAAAUUAAAUAUUCAGUUAACAUGUUGAUUGUAAAGUUUAUUUUAGGUUACUCAAUGUAUCUAUAUCACGAGUGUUUAUGUAUGUUGGUAUGAUCCCUUAAAGUAAGAUAAAUGUGCUUGAUUAAGGAUUAAACAAUUCAUGCCAAAUUUGAAACUAAAUAGAAGCAAUAUUUAUGUCCCCCACCACUAUAGUGGGGGACAUAUUGUUUUUGCCCUGUCUGUUGGCUUGUUUGUGUGCUUGUUUGUUUGUUUGCACCAACUUUAAAAUUUGCAAUAACUUUUGCAAUAUUGAAGAUAGCAACUUGAUAUUUGGCAUGCAUGUGUAUCCAUGUGUAUCCAUCCUUCAAGGUCAAAGGUCAAAUAUAUAUCUUCAAAGCAACGCAAAAGGGGACAUAGUGUUUUUGUCAACCACAUAUCUUGUUGAUUUAUCUAUUCAGUAUGCGGUCGUUGUAAUUUGCAUAAAACAUUUGAACUGUGGCACAAUUAUCAUGUCAGAUUUACCGACCUUUAUACACUUAGCAGUUUUUUUAUUAGAAGUGCAUUAAGUAUUUUUUCUAGAAGACAAAUGGUUUUUGUGGUGUAAAUGACAGACCAGUGCCAAAUAAAGAUAUAUAUUAGAGAAUCGCCGAAAUCCCAUGUGAACGAAUUGUUAGUGGAUGAAGAAUGAAUGAGUCUGAUUGUUUCCUCUGCCUUCUUUAAUUAAUUUAUUUCUUCUAAAUGAACAGCUCACUCAUUCCAUGUUGGAACUACUGGCUAAGCUGUAUAUACCAUAUUAUGGGAAGAUAAUACUUUCGCAUGCCUUAUUUAUUUUUGUACUGGUAUGACAAAAAAGAUAUUAAACGAAUAUAACAUUUUGAUCAAUAUC
Dreissena polymorpha is the source of this 2506-nucleotide messenger RNA. Its product is annotated as mitochondrial inner membrane protease subunit 1-like. Bases 58 to 564 code for a protein of 168 amino acids. The transcript has 6 exons. Lineage: Eukaryota; Metazoa; Mollusca; Bivalvia; Myida; Dreissenidae. Gene Ontology annotation, molecular function: serine-type endopeptidase activity. Gene Ontology annotation, cellular component: membrane; mitochondrial inner membrane peptidase complex. The record is from RefSeq and is a predicted model, not a curated record.